Messenger RNA from Gossypium arboreum, 1088 nucleotides. Its product is annotated as early nodulin-93-like. The record is from RefSeq and is a predicted model, not a curated record. NCBI's taxonomy places the organism in Eukaryota, Viridiplantae, Streptophyta, Magnoliopsida, Malvales, Malvaceae. The transcript is spliced from 4 exons. The coding region runs from base 217 to 564 and encodes 115 amino acids.
UCAAGCUUUAACAAAAAAACCCCGACCCAUAAUCAGGUACACCUGUUGCGGCGGCUACGAGGUGUCGGAUGAAUAAAAUAUAUUAAAAAGGUGAUGGCAUUGGCAGGCAGCCUGCCAAAUCAAAUUACGCCUCUUCUCUCUUUGUUCUUUAAACUAUCUUCGAUCUUCGAUCAUCAUUCUCCCCCAUCUUGUUGAAUCAAAUCUUUAUUUUAAAAAAUGGGAAUUCCGUCAGAAAUGAGGGAUGUUUGGGUACAGAGAAGAGCAAAGUUCUUCAUAAUUCCUUCUCCCGCUGAAGACCAGAAGAAAUUGAGAGCCCAGCAAUCCUCCCAAGAAGGUAUUCGUGCCGGUCUCAAGGCUGCUGCCAUUACCGGCGUUUUUACCGCUGUGCCUACAUUGAUUGCAGUUCGUAAGGUUGUUUGGGCAAAGGCAAACCUCAACCAUACUGCUCAAGCUCUUAUCAUAAGUGGAGCAUCGAUUGCCGCUUACUUCAUUACUGUUGAUAAAACCGUGUUGGAAAGCGCUAGGAAGAAUUCUCGAGCUCAGUUUGACAACAAAACUGCUUGAAUACCUCAUCCGAAGGUAAUGCAAAAUGGCCUGAGAGCAACUUUACUAUAUGUGUUACAGUUUAAUGAUGUUGGUCACAUAAUGCAAUUAUUUUUCUUCCUGAGUUUUAUGUUCAAAUGUUGAUUUUAUAUUCUAGAAUUUAAGCUGGUUUGCAGUUUUUGGGUUCGAUUGUAUGUUGUUUAUUGUAUGUAUUUAACAAAGCAGUUGAUCCCUAGCGUUUGGCCCACUACUUUAGGGUGUUGAUCUCAUAUCAACAAUGUAAGUUCAAAUAGCAAGAAUUACCUAUUAGUGAUGUGGGAUAAUGAUUUGCUCUUAUCAAUGGUGUGUAAGUUGUAUCACAUAUAUUUAAUGCAUUUCUUAAUUGAAAAGGUCAAAAAACAUUUAUAGAAAAGGAGUAAAUGCUCCAUUUGGGUCUAAAUCCUUGAGCGUUGCUCAUGUAGGAUCAAAUCUUCCAAAGUGAUGGCUGCUCAUCGGUCCACAAACAAAAUGUAUUAAUACAAGUACAGCACAUUGGGUUGAUGGUA